AAUUGUGUAAUUUAUCAUUUUAUUUAUGGGACCAAUCAAUGGCAAAUGGAGCGCAGCGAGGGAACCCAAUCCCCCGCUCUAUAAACGGUAGACGCCAGUUAACGCAGGCCGAGUCAUGUGAUUUAUUGAGAGAGAGUGAAGAAGAAGAAGAAGAAGAAGAAGAAGAAAGAAAGGACGCAAGGCGUGAUGUUCUCGCGUCAUCCAUGAGAAGAGGUCAAACGCCAUUCACUCUCCAUCCGUUAAUCCCAUGAGAAGGGGUCUUCGUGGCAUCCACUGCACGAAGUGUGCUUCACGAUCUUCUCCGCCUUUUGCCAAUUUGCUUUCUCCUUCCUCCUCCCACUCCGCCGCAUGACCAUUUCUGAGCUCCCCUAAAAAGUAAAAAAAAAAAAAAAAAAAAAAUUGUAUCUCCCCACCCCUCUUCCUCUGAUUUUUUUCUCUCUUUCCUUCUUUUUCUUUGUGGGUUUUCUUCCUAUUUCCCCGAUUUCCUUUUCAUUUGCCCAUCUGGGUCUUCUCCAUUCGACCCAGUUUGUUCUCUCUCUUCUGCAUUUUCUUCUUGUUGUAUUUUUUCUUUUGUUGGGAUUAUUUCAUUUUGUUGUUUUCCUUGGGGAUUUUGUGUUUUCCCAUCUGGGUUUCUUGUUUGUUUCACUGGAAUCCCUCUUUUCCGCCGCGUUAUUCUGCAAUCUCAAUUGGGGUUCUUAGGUUUUUGUUGCUUUCUUUGGGGAAAUACAGAGCCCCUUCAAACUGGGUUUUGUGUUAUUUUCCUCUUUUGCGACGCUGUUAUGAUUUUUUCUUGAUCACUGUUGGUUGUUUUGCUAUUGGAUUGGUCGAUUUCAAGUUCCGAAAUCAUGGGAUUUGACAAAAGCAAAACGGAUGAGAGUGCAGCAGCGUCUGAAUCAAAAUCACCCGUAACUGGUCAUGAAGGUGUCCACCAUGACCCUGCAGGGGAGAGAUUGAGCAGGAAGAUGAGCGAGAGCUCCAUAUAUGCAACCGAUGAAGAUGAAGACGUUGAGGAAGAUGAAAGGAAGAUACAAUUGGGUCCUCAGUACACUCUUAAAGAACAACUCGAGAAGGACAAGGAUGAUGAGAGCUUGAGGAGGUGGAAGGAACAGCUUCUUGGGAGCGUAGACUUCAAUUCUGUUGGAGAAACUCGAGACCCAGAAGUCAAGAUUGUGAGCCUGGCAAUCAGAUCCCCAGGCAGACCUGACAUUGUUCUUCAAAUUCCUGAGGCUGGAAAUCCCAAGGGCCUGUGGUUUACUUUGAAGGAAGGUAGCCGUUACAGCCUCAAGUUCACUUUCGUGGUCAGCAACAACAUUGUAUCUGGCCUCAGAUACACGAAUGCUGUUUGGAAAACUGGUGUCAAGGUGGACAGCACGAAAGAGAUGAUCGGAACCUUCAGUCCUCAGCCGGAGCCUUAUACCCAUGAGAUGCUUGAAGAGACUACCCCAUCUGGGAUUUUUGCUAGAGGAUCGUAUUCGGCUAGAUCGAAGUUUCUUGAUGAUGACAACAAGUGCUACUUGGAGAUCAACUACACUUUCGACAUCCGGAAAGACUGGGCAUCAACUUAGAGCCUAGAAAUAUUUUUUUUGCCCUCCAAAGUUGUCCCUUUCUCUCCCUCCGUUAGUUUUCUUUAAUUGAAAUUAAUUAGCGUCUUGUUUUCCCCUAAGACAAGCACCUCCUAAUAUUCAUUCUCUUAAAUUAUUGAUUUUGCUCAUCCCUACUGAGUGGUAUAUGCCUGGUUAGCUGACCGACCGACCGACCGAAGAGGUAGAUCAUAGAAAAGCUAGAUUUGUGUUCAGUGAGUUUUCUCAAAUAAAUUUGAGCUGUCUCUCUCUCUCUCUGUGUCUGUUGGUUCCUCUUGGGCCCUUGGAUUUUCAGCAGGAACUGACUUGAUUCUAUGUUAAGCUUGAUUUAUUUAAUGUAGAUUGAGCUCGGUAACCAUUUCGUUUGAGGAAUGGAAUAUAGGAAUUUGGAUAAUUGCACCCUUGUUUUUUUUUUUUUUUUCCUUAUCUGUGAUUUCUUCUUGGGAUGUUGGUUCGUCACAGGCUGCUGUUUGGUUUGUUCUUUUCGAACACUGGCAAUUUUAAGAACAGCAGGACUUUUCUUAUAA
Molecule: messenger RNA, 2107 nt
Organism: Malania oleifera
Lineage: Eukaryota; Viridiplantae; Streptophyta; Magnoliopsida; Santalales; Ximeniaceae
Product: rho GDP-dissociation inhibitor 1-like
Exons: 5
Coding region: 846-1565 (239 amino acids)
Biological process (GO): Rho protein signal transduction
Cellular component (GO): cytoplasm; cytosol; membrane
Molecular function (GO): Rho GDP-dissociation inhibitor activity; protein binding
Source: RefSeq, a predicted model, not a curated record